AUGGAGUCGAUACUGGCGCGGGCGUUAGAGUACACACUCAAGUACUGGCUUAAAUCGUUCUCCAGAGAUCAGUUCAAAUUGCAGGGCCGCACUGCACAACUUUCCAAUUUAGAUAUAAAUGGCGAUGCAUUGCAUGCGAGUCUGGGUUUGCCGCCGGCACUGAAUGUUACCACGGCGAAAGUUGGGAAGUUAGAGAUUGUGCUCCCCUCCGUGAGUAAUGUACAAUUAGAGCCCAUUGUCGUUCAAAUCGAUAAGCUGGAUAUGGUUUUGGAGGAGAACGACGAUUUGGAUGCAUGUAAGAGUACAAAUAGUUUACAGUCACCCCCCAGCGCAGGGAAGGGAAGUGGUUAUGGAUUUGCUGACAAGAUUGCAGAUGGAAUGACUUUAGAAGUGCGUAUUGUCAAUCUUUUGCUUGAAACUCACGGGGGUGCUAGACAAAAAGGAAGAGCAACCUGGGCAUCACCAAUGGCAUCUAUUACCAUCCGAAACCUCUUUCUCUAUACUACGAAUGAAAAUUGGCAGGUGGUUAAUUUGAAAGAAGCAAGGGAAUUUUCCACCAAUAAAAACUUCAUUUAUUUGUUCAAGAAACUUGAAUGGGAUUCUUUAUCUAUCGAUCUUCUGCCUCACCCUGACAUGUUUGCUGAUGGUCAUUUUGCGAGUUCUAAAGAGGGAUCAAAUAAGAAAGAUGAUGAUGGGGCAAAGCGAGUAUUUUUUGGUGGGGAGCGAUUUAUUGAAGGAAUAUCUGGACAGGCUUAUAUCACAGUACAAAGGACAGAACUGAACAGUCCACUGGGGCUGGAGGUUCAGUUACAUAUUACAGAAGCUGUCUGCCCUGCUUUAAGUGAACCGGGACUGCGUGCUCUUCUCCGUUUUUUUACUGGAUUGUAUGUUUGUUUGAAUCGAGGGGAUUUGAAGCCGAGUGCUCGACAGUGUUCUACAGAAGCAGCAGGGCGUUCUCUAGUUUCUAUCAUUGUGGACCACAUAUUUCUUUGCGUUAAAGAUGCUGAGUUCCGGCUUGAACUUUUAAUGCAGUCACUUUUCUUUGCUCGGGCAAGUGUUUCUGAUGGAGAGAAUGCCAAACACUUGACACAGGUGAAGAUAGGCGGACUUUUUUUAAGGGAUACCUUUUCACACCCUCCAUGCACAUUGAUACAACCAUCUAUCCAGGCUGUGACUGAAAGUUCCCUGCAUAUUCCAAAAUUUGCUAAGGACUUUAUUCCACCAAUAUAUCCACUUGGAGAUCAACUGUGGCAAUUAAAUGGAGGUGUUCCUCUAAUAUGCCUCCAUUCUCUUCAGCUCCAGCCCUCGCCAGCCCCACCAUCUUUUGCCACAGAAACCGUUAUCGACUGUCAGCCUCUUGUGAUUCAUCUUCAGGAAGAAUCCUGUCUGAAGAUUGCUUCCUUGCUAGCUGAUGGAGUAGUGGUCAAUCCUGGUGCUGUUUUACCAGAUUUCUCUGUUAAUUCUCUCAUAUUCAAUCUCAAAGGUUUAGAUGUCACUGUUCCUUUGGACAUGGGAAGCCCCGUCAAGUCUGAGGACAAUGGCAUCAACAACUCUAAUUUUCAGAGGUCUUUUACUGGAGCAAGGCUUCAUAUUGAGAAUCUGUUCUUCUUGGAGUCACCUUCCCUAAAACUCAGGCUACUGAAUCUGGAGAAGGAUCCUGCUUGUUUUUGUCUCUGGGAAGGUCAACCUGUUGAUGCCAGUCAGAAGAAAUGGACUGCUGGAGUUUCUCUUUUUCAGUUGGCUCUUGAAACAUGUAAUGACUCAGCUGCACUUCCGAGUUCUCCAAAUUUAUCUCCAGAGUUGUGGAGAUGUGUUGAGCUGAAAGAGGCUUGUGUUGAGGUAGCUAUGGCAACUGCUGAUGGCAGUCCAUUGAUAACUGUUCCUCCAGCAGGAGGGUUGGUCAGAAUUGGAGUUGCUUGUCAACAAUAUUUGUCCAACACUUCAGUUGAGCAGUUAUUUUUUGUGUUGGAUCUUUAUGCAUACUUCGGUACUGUCAGUGAGAAAAUAGCCAUCAUUAGAAAAGGUAGCCAAUCAAAGAAAGGUGAUAAGGAAUCUCUGGGUGGGAGAUUAGUGGAUAAGGUUCCUAGUGAUGCUGCCAUAAGUUUGGCAGUGAAGGACCUCCAGCUGAAAUUUCUUGAAUCUUCCUCUGUAGUUAUUCAAGGAAUGCCACUGGUUCAGUUUCUUGGAGAAGAUCUAUUUUUCAAAGCUAAUCAUAGGACUCUUGGUGGUGCAAUAGCUGUGUCAUCUAAUUUACGAUGGGAGAGUGUUGAGGUAGACUGUGCAGAUACUGCAGGAAAUUUGGCACGUGGGAAUGGCAUUCCAGUGACUUCUGCUGACAAUGGUAUUCUGAUGGCUGGGAAUGGACAUCCUAAACUAAGAACUGUCUUUUGGGUGCACAAUGAUGGUGGUCCAGGCCAGGGACUCUCUAAAGGGUUAGAGCAUUUAUCUGUGGGACCUUUGUCGAAACUUUUCAAAGCAUCACCUCUUAUUGCAGAUGGGAUCCAAGAGAGAAAUGGGCAUGACUAUGAUUUCUUGCACUUGGGAACUCCUGAUGACGUGAACAUAUCAAUAGAAUUCCAAGAUUGGUUGUUUGCUCUUGAAGGAGCAAAGGAUGAUGCAGAAAGGCAAUGGCUAGAGAUCCACCGAGAUCUUGGCAGAGAAGAAAGGUGCUGGCAUGCAACUUUCCAGAGUUUGCUAGUGAAGGCAAAAAGUUGUGCAAGUCCUGUAGUGAAUUGCCAAGAGAAAACAAAAGAACAACUGAAAUAUCCUGUCGAAUUGGUUACGGUAAGUGUUGGGGGCUUGCAGAUCUUAAAGCCUCAGUUGCAGAAGUGUACCUUUCAGGAUGGAUUACCUCUACAAAUGCCCAAAGGGGCUAUUGACGUAUAUGGUGGGGUGAAUGUGGAAGUUUGCAUAGUGAUAUCUAAAGAUGAUUUUGAUGAGGAAAUGGUGAAAUGGGUGGUCGAAAACUUGAAGUUUUCUGUUAAACAGCCGAUUGAGGCAGUUGUGACAAAGGAUGAGCUGCAACACCUUGUUCUUUUGUGCAAGUCUGAAGUUGACUCAAUGGGUCGCAUAGUUGCUGGAGUCCUACGGGUUCUUAAGCUGGAAGGUUCUGUUGGUCAGGCAGCUAUCAGGCAACUAAGCAACCUUGGUAUGAUGCUCAUCUUAGAUUAUGUUACCGUAAUUGUAGGCCUUUAUUAA
Thlaspi arvense is the source of this 3198-nucleotide messenger RNA. Lineage: Eukaryota; Viridiplantae; Streptophyta; Magnoliopsida; Brassicales; Brassicaceae. The record is from the annotation of a GenBank genome assembly.